GUACAAUCAUGUCUAGAAAUACUAGAUUAAGCUCUGGUUAUUGAGAUUACCUACAUUUUUCACUUCACGUGAUUAAAGUGUUUUCCUGACUUGUGUAAUGUUUGUGGGGACGAGUGAGACCAGCGGAGAGGCUUCAGUAUACUUCACCUAAAAGCCACAAAAGUAGUACUAAUUGGUGGGGAAGGACGAAAAUCUAUAAUGACCUUCCAUCUUGACCCCAAUUUUCUCAAACUGAGUACUGAACCACCCUGCUAUGCUACUACUAUUCUGACGAGUCUCCAGUCCACGGCGAUACCUUCAAACUCCACAUUCCAAUAGGUUGUUUCAAAAUUUUCUUUUUUCUUGGUAAUUUUACUGGAAGAUUUUCCGUGUCCUAAAUAAUCUGGAUGUUACUCCAAACCGGUUGAUGGACACAAAAAGAAUUAUUAGAUCCCUCCAGGGUUUUUUUUUUUGAUGUGAACCAAUUGCUUAUGGACCCUUUAUCUCAUGUAACAACCACACCCUUGUUUCAUAAGUGGAGAAUUUUCUUUUUACAAAAUCUGUUCUUGUUUGAACUCAUCCUGAUAUGCUAUUGUGUAAGAUGUUUUCUUUCUGGGUAUGCUGUUUUUUGUAGGCAGCUUAGAGUGUGUUACCAUUGGCAUUUGGUUAUGAAACUAGUCUGAUUAGUAUGAACUUUAUGUUUUGGUCUUAGUGCCUUGUUUCUCUGAUGUUGCCCUCUAAAGUUACUAUGUUGUUGGCUAAGCCUAUGUCCAUCAACCAAACAAAGCAAAUCCAUGCUGCAAUACUUGUUAACGGUCUUUAUGAUCUUGAGUCCUCACUAGUUGGCCAGAUAAUCAAUUCUACAAGCUCUCACUCUUAUAAGACCUCACGCUAUAUUAAACUAAUCCUCAAUCAUGUCCAAAAUUUACAUGUCUUCUCAGUGGCUUCCACCAUUCGCUUCUUUUCUAGGCAUUCUCAGUUCAGGGAGGCUAUCGAUUUAUAUGGACAACUGCAGAGAUGUGGACUUAGUCCCACCACUUUUGCUAUAUCAUCUACUUUAAAGGCUUGUGCAAGGAUUUUGUACAGGUCUGGUGGGAUAUCCAUUCAUGCACAAGUUUACAAGUAUGGUUUCUGUAAUGUUGUCUAUGUGCAGACUGCUCUAGUAGAUUUUUAUUCAAAAGUAGGUAAUAUGGGUUUCGCCCAAAACAUCUUUAAUGAGAUGGUUGGGAAAAAUAUAGUAUCCUGGAAUUCAAUACUAGGUGGAUAUGUAAAAUCUGGUGACUUAACAAUGGCACAAAGUGUUUUUGAUGAGAUGCCAGAGAAAGAUGUUAUUUCGUGGAACUCCAUAGUUUCUGGGUAUGCGAGGGUGGGGAAUAUGGAACGGGCAUAUGAAUUGUUUAGGCAGAUGCCAGAGAGAAGUCCUGCCUCCUGGAAUGCGAUGAUCAGCGGAUAUAUAAACUGUGGGAAGAUAGAGUUAGCAUGCAGUUUCUAUGAGGCAAUGGACCAAAAGAAUAAUGUUUCAUAUAUCAUAUUGGUUUCUGGAUACUCAAAGUGUGGAGAUGUUGAAUCUGCUGAGGAACUCUUUGGACAAUUACAUAAGAAAGAUCAACUCGUAUAUAAUGCGAUGAUAGCUUGUUACGCUCAAAACAGCCGGGGUAAAGAGGCUCUGCAGCUAUUCAAUGAAAUGCUUCAAUUAGAUCUGCAACCUGAUGAGAUGACCUUGGCAAGUGCUAUUUCUGCUUGUUCUCAGCUGGGAGAUCUAAAGUUUGGUUCUUGGAUUGAGUCAUUCAUUCAUGAAACUGGAAUUCAAAUGGAUGACUACUUGGCUACCGGUUUGAUAGACCUUUAUGCAAAAUGUGGAAGUAUUGAUAAAGCUUACAAGCUGUUCUACGGCUUGAAAAAGAAAGAUUUGGUAGCAUAUACUGCCAUGAUACUGGGAUGUGGAAUAAAUGGUAGGGCUAAUGAUGCCAUCAAGUUGUUUGAUGAGAUGAUGAAUGCUGAAAUUAACCCAAACGUAGUCACAAUCACAGGGAUAUUGACUGCCUACAGUCAUAUUGGAAUGGUAGAAGAAGCAUACCGUUGCUUUAUUUCCUUACACAAGUAUGGUCUUUCUCCCUCAGUUGACCAUUACGCUAUUGUAGUUGGCCUUUUAAGUAGGGCAGGGCGGUUAGAAGAAGCACAUGGGUUGAUUAAAAGCAUGUCAAUACAGCCUCAUGCUGGUGUAUGGGGAGCAUUGCUUCUUGGUUGCAGUUUGCAUAACAAUUUAGAGCUUGGAGAUAUUGCAGCCAGGCAUUGUAUUGAGUUGGAACCGGACAGUUCUGGCUAUCUUUCCCUUCUUGCAAAUAUUUAUGCUUCUUCAGGAAGGUGGGAUGAUGCUGAGAGGUUGAGAAAAGGUGUUGAAGAAAAGGGAUACAAUAAAUUGCCUGGUGGCAGUUGGAUGGAAGAAGUAAAUGCUUAGGGGAUCUUCUUUGCAAUGAUGUGAUUCCAACUGUAUUACUUUAUUGUUCCGAGCUCUGUCAAUGUCAUCCCAGCCUCAGAACUUUGGCCUUUCCUGAUUGGCUGUUGAUGACUGGUUACAAUGACUUCCCUUCGGUAUUUGCUUCAAUGGGAAAUUACUUGCUGGAGAUGACCGUUAAUUGGAGGUGGCUGAAAUUCCAGUUCUUAUUGGGAAGUUUGUAUUAUAUAGUAGCUGGAAUAGCUUUCAGUGCUAUGCCUCAUACCCCUGAAAAGAGCAGAAGGUAGGAGUCUUGACUUCAAGAUUUGGAGACACCUAACUCUUUUUAACUGGUGAAUCAUUGUUGAGAGAAAAUGGCCUCACUGAAAUCUUCAAGGAGAAGUGUCUCUGUAGGUUCCAUACUUAUUAAGUUAUUAUGAAAGAAGUGCCUCAUGGACAAAAACGAACCAAAUUGGUUAAGAAGACCAGGCUAAAGAUGCAUUAAGAAAAUUCAUCCCUUUCUAGAGAAGGAAGUGUGUCAAAACUGGCUGUGUAACCUGAAUGUACAUGAUAUUAGCCAACAGAUUUACUGAGAUCCUGGAUCAGAAAAGGAAAUAGGAAGAGGAGUUAAUGUGGUGGAAUCUAUACCUGCUUGUAUAUGGUGGACUGACAGGACCAAGUGAAACAGGAGAUGCUUCGAAGAUACCGCUAACUCUAUUUACAUGAUAAAUGCUAAUUGUAUUUUUUCUUUUGAAGAUUUGACUAAAUUAGCAGGCCGAAAUGGUCCAUUUAAAAUCAUAGCCCCAUUCCUUUUCUUAUUACUAUAUUUGCACAUUUUAAAAGAAUAUGGCUACUAACCCUCUAACCCUAUACCCAUGCUUCGCCUCUCCCUAUUUCCUAUCUCUCCGCAUCUCUCUCCCUCUCUCCCUGCCACAACACUACCAUUAAACCCCAAUAACACCACCAAUGAGACACUGUCUGCUUCCUCCUUCGGCAAACAACAUUGGGAAGUCCUUGGGUAUGCCAUUGACGUAUUCUUUUUCAUUUUUUACAGAAUUGUUCUUUUUUUUUUUUUUGGGGAUCUGGUUUCUUCCUCCUUUUCUUCAGAAAUGUAUCCCAAAGUAUGGCUUUGGAUGAAGAUGGACUCAAAUAUAAUAAGUGUAACUGAUUAUACACACAUAUAUAGUGAUUUUACAUCAGUUACACACUACAUACACAAUGUAUAGUCUGUCUAUCCUUAGUGUAUCCUGUCUACACUCUCAGUACACAUUGAUUAUACCCUGUAGAAGGAUGAAUGAAGGUAUCUUAUUUAUGUCCAAAAAUCAAUGGUUUUGGGGUUAUUGAAGGUGGCAGUGGGGUGGCUGUUUGGUCAAGUCUGGCCUAGAAGUAUUGGAAAAAAGAUGGAGAUGAAAGGCCCACUGAUUUUUGGAUCUGAAAAAUGGUGAUCUUAUGAAUUUUUCAGAGAAGUGGACACAUGGUUGAAGAAUGAGGGAGAGGAAGAAGAUGCAUGAUGGGGUUAUGCUUGGAGAGAUGGUGGAGUUUUGCUAGAGAAGAAGGUGCCGUGGAGUUGUGCUAUAUGACCUGAUCUGGUGGAGUUAUAAAAUUUACUACUGUUUAGAGUGAACAAGGUCUAGAGCUAGGCAGGUGGAAUCUAUAGUAAUAGGCUGGCUAUUUGUGUAUUUUUCUCUUUUUGUUUUGCUGUUGGCGAAGAAUGGAACAUGUAAAUGAGGCUGAAUCGACUUUUUUUUUCUUUUGAUGACAAGGGAACCCGCAGCCGCUACUCUUCGGGUGCGCACAGGGGUUUACCCCGCUCCUGUGCAAUAGCCCGCAAACCACAUAGGAGAGAUAAGAGGCUGAAUCGAUUUUACAGAUGUUAGAAUCAUUACAAGAUUAGUUGCAAAUACUUUAGGUUUUGGUUCUGCGAUCUUUGUACAGUUUAAAUAGCACGAGCUUUGUACUGGUUUAUAUAGAAAGUUUUCGUACCUUCUCCAAAAAUAAAAAAAAUACAUGAUGUCCAUUACAUAUGCCCAAAAUCAUGAUUAGAACUGUUCACCAAAAAAUCAUGAUUAGGACUGUUAGUUUUGAUAAUUAUAAUACACUGUUCUAUAAUCUGUCAUAGAUUGCGAAGUUCUGGACAUGAAGUGGUGCUAUGAUGAGUUCAGCCUUCUAUGGCGUUAACAGGGCAGCGUAAACAGUAUACUUAAGAGACACAUAACUGUUUGGCAUUUGAUGGAAAACAGUGCUAGGGCUGAUUCCUGAUGAAUGCUGAGUUACAAAAUUUUGUGAAUUUGAAUGCGUGGCAUUGAUGGAGUUCCUGAAUUUAUGACCUCGUUAUACUUGGAGCGACCAAGCUAGAGCAAUAAUACUCCGUGAAGUUAAAAUUCGAUAGUGCAUGGUGGGUGGCUGUCAUGCCGUAGAGUGGUUCUUGAAGAGCCUGUACUUGAAUAACAUAUUAAAAGAGUCAUAGAUGAGCUAUAAAACAUUGUCUUUGUCCUACCAAGCUUCACAUUAGCCGAAGAAGACCCUUUGUGUUUUGUCCAUCACGAUAAAUCUUGUGUCCCACUACAGGGCAAAGAGGUACUUUUUUCGUGGGUGCUUACCAGAUAUAUCUCGGGUCAUGACAUGGAAAUCGUAAAUACUGCACUUCUUUCUUUAAGACUUUCUUUUCCUUUUGGUAGUUUCAACUCAGAGAGCAAUAAUUUUGAGGAUCUUGCAACCGCAACUAAUAACUAGUGAAACUUUUCUUUGGAAUCUGUUGUUGGAGAUUGUCCUUGUUGUAUGUUUAGCAUCAAAAUCUGUUAAUCAAGAUCGUGUAAAAUGGA
Lycium barbarum (goji berry) is the source of this 5235-nucleotide messenger RNA. Its product is annotated as pentatricopeptide repeat-containing protein At4g22760. Gene Ontology annotation, molecular function: RNA binding; protein binding. Gene Ontology annotation, biological process: RNA modification. The record is from RefSeq and is a predicted model, not a curated record. Lineage: Eukaryota; Viridiplantae; Streptophyta; Magnoliopsida; Solanales; Solanaceae. The transcript has 2 exons. The coding region runs from base 707 to 2437 and encodes 576 amino acids.